Cheilinus undulatus (humphead wrasse) is the source of this 5789-nucleotide messenger RNA. Its product is annotated as lactase-phlorizin hydrolase-like. Lineage: Eukaryota; Metazoa; Chordata; Actinopteri; Labriformes; Labridae. Bases 323 to 5524 code for a protein of 1733 amino acids. The transcript is spliced from 17 exons. Gene Ontology annotation, biological process: carbohydrate metabolic process. The record is from RefSeq and is a predicted model, not a curated record. Gene Ontology annotation, molecular function: lactase activity.
UGGAGGUCCUUUGAGAAGCCCUGACCAAGUGGUGAAAGAUGCCUUUGACUGCAGUCAUCCCAUUCCUCCAGGAUCCAGAGAGUACUUUGAGUACCUGCAGAGCAGAGGGGUGACUCACUUCAAAGUACCUCUGUCAUGGACUCAGAUCCUCCCUACAGGUCUGUCCAGCCAACCACAGCAGGCUGUGGUCUCCUGUUAUCGGACUCUUCUCAAACAGCUGCGGGAUGUGGGUCUGGAGCCUCUGGUUGUCCUUCAUGGAUCUGCAGUGCCUGAAGCUUUGAGAUCCAAAUAUGGAGGCUGGGAGAGUCGGGAGCUUCUGGGGAUGUUUCAGCAGUAUGCAGAGUUUUCUUUCCAGGAGUUUGGAGCUCUGGCACAGACAUGGGUGACUCUGAGUGAUGUAAAUGUUAACAAACAGCAUGAAGAUGCUCCAAAUCUUCUACAGAAUAUCCUCCAACUUAACAAGAACAUCUACAAGCUCUACCAUCAGAUGUACCCUGGAAAAGGGAGGCAUCUGUCACUUGGGUUUCGAGCGAGUGAUGUUUCAGCUUUGUCCCAGAUUGAAGGUUCAACCACAAUGGAUUUCUUGUCAGUGCACAUGGAGUACAGCUGCACCUCAGCAUCAAACUUUGAGGAGGAGCUGAGAGGCUUACAGAUGUCCAGUGGGGAAUUACCUAUCCUGAUACUUGAGAUGACUGUUGAUGGCUGUUCUUAUGAUCAGUUCCAGCUUCUUGGUAACUUCUUACAAGCCUUAGGAAACAAAGACCUGAAAAUUGUGGGAUGUGACAUCAUGGACAUGUUGGGUGGACUGGACCUAGUGGAUGUCCCAGUCAGCCAACACAAAAGCAGAAUUAAAAACACCUAUCAAAGUGUAUGGGAUAAAUUUGAAGCACAAACCCCCAAAGACAGAGAUCUUUUACUGGAAGAAUCAUUCCCUCCUGGCUUCCAGUGGGCGACCUCCAGUGAGUCCUUUAAGGUUGAAGGUGGCUGGGCUGAACAUGGAAAGGGGGAAACCAUUUGGGACCGCUGGGGUCAUGAAGGCAUGGUUUAUGAGAAUCAGACUGCUGAUCUAGCCUGUGACAGUUAUAAUAAGGUGGACUAUGAUGUCUACCUCCUGCGGGGUCUUCAUGUCAACACGUACCAGUUUUCCAUCUCCUGGGCCCGGAUCUUUCCCUCAGGCUACCGGGACAGCCAUUCAGACCAAGGAGCUCUCUACUACAACAAGCUGAUAAAUGCUCUGAUUGAGUCUGGCAUCCAGCCUGUUGUCACUCUCUACCACUGGGAUCUGCCCCAAGCACUCCAGGACAAUGGUGGAUGGACUAAUGCAUCCAUCGUUGAUGCCUUUAAGGACUAUGCAGACUUCUGCUUCUCCAGGUUUGGAGGCAGGGUCAAGACCUGGAACACAUUCAGUAGCCCGUGGGUGGUGAGCCAUGCUGGGUAUGGCACUGGUGAGGAUCCCCCUGGAGUGAAAGACUAUGUGGUUGCCUCCUAUCAGGUCACACACAACAUACUAAAGUCCCACGCAGAGGCCUGGCAUAUCUACAAUGACAAAUACAGAAAAGUACAAGGAGGUCAAGUCGGCAUUGCAUUGAACUCUGACUGGCCAGAGCCCAAGGACCCUUCCAAACCUGAAGAUGUAGCAGCAGCAGACCGCUACCUCCAGUUCAUGCUGGGCUGGUUCGCACAUCCCAUAUUUGUGAAUGGAGAUUACCCUGAAACCCUCAAGACUCAGAUUGAGCGGAAAAAAGACCAGUGCUCUUCGUCAGAGCCUGCAAGACUUCCUGUUUUCACAGCUGAAGAGAGCAGGAGAAUAAAUGGAACAGCUGACUUUUUUGGGCUGAACCACUACACGUCUCUGGUGGUCAACAACAGUAACGGUGGCUGUACCCCAGGUCCUCAAGGGGUGGGUGACUUCCAGGAAUAUAUGGACACAGCAUGGCCCCCAACAGCUUUUGGAAAGCUUCUGAACUACAUUUCCAAAGAGUACUUAAGCACCACAAAAGUACCUAUCUACAUUACCGGGAAUGGAAUCCUGACUGACUCCCUCAAUGACACAGUUCGAGUAGAGUACAUGGAGGUUAGCAUCAGUGAAGUCCUCAAAGCAAUACUCGUAGAUGGACUGGAUGUUCAACGCUACACAGUAACGUUAAUGGAUGGAUUUGAGGGGAGCUUGGGCUAUAGCGCAAGAGCUGGACUGCACUAUGUAGACUUUGAGGAUUCAAACAGACCAAGAACCCCAAAGCAGUCUGCAUAUUUUUACGCACAGGUUAUCAAACAAAAUGGACUUGUUUCAGGCAAUAGCAACGUUUUCAAAGGGGCACUAAUGCAAUACACCCGCAAUCCAACUCCUUUAUCAUCCUCAGAAGUACCAUCUAAAUCAAAGGUAGUCUGGGAGAAAUUCUCUCGCAUGACAAAAUUCAAGACAAAAAUGUAUUACCAUGGCACUUACUCUAAAGACUUCAGCUGGGGAGUAUCGUCUUCAGCUUACCAGGUAGAAGGGGGAUGGGACGCUGAUGGGAAAGGAGCAAGCAUCUGGGAUACAUUCACCCAAAAACCUGGAAACAUUCUUGGCAAUGCUAACGGCAAUGUGGCCUGUGACAGCUACAACAGACUUGAUGAAGACCUCUACCUGCUUCGAGGUCUGCAGGUGAAGUCAUACAGAUUCUCUAUGUCUUGGUCCAGAAUCUUCCCUGAUGGUCACCGUAGGACCCUGAACCAGAAAGGUGUGGACUACUACAACAGACUCAUAGACGGCCUCUUAGCUUAUAACAUCACUCCAAUGGUGACUCUCUACCACUGGGACCUUCCUCAGGCUUUGCAAGAUGCUGCUGGCUGGGAGAGUGAAGACAUGAUUAACAUUUUUAAUGAGUUUUGUGACUUUUGCUUCGCCACCUUUGGAGACAGGGUGAAAUUCUGGAUGACCUUCAACGAGCCGCACACAAUUGCAUGGAGAGGAUAUGGACUUGGAGAUAUGCCACCAAAUGUGAAGAAUCCAGGAAUUGCUCCCUACAGAGUUGCACACAACCUCAUAAAGGCACACGCCAAGGCUUAUCACACAUACGAUGUUAAGUAUCGCAAAUCCCAAGGUGGUCUCGUAUCGAUUGCCCUCAACGCUGACUGGGUUGAACCUGUAGACAUUGAUGUCCCACGUGAAGUGGUGGCCGCUGACCGUGCUCUGCAGUUCCAACUGGGUUGGUUUGCACACCCCAUUUUCAAGAAUGGUGACUAUCCUGAUGCAAUGAAGUGGCAAGUUGGAAACAAAAGUGAACUCCAACGCCUGCCAGAAUCAAGACUGCCAACCUUCACCGAAGCAGAAAAGACUUACAUCAAGGGAACAGCUGAUGUGUUCUGCGUUAAUCACUAUACUACAAAGAUUAUAAGCCAUGCUACACUGAACCUUUCUCCCCAAUCGUAUAAAUAUGAUCUAGAUCUUAGAGAAGACGAGGAAAGUGAUUCCCCCACCACUGCAAUUAAACAACAGAGAGCUGUAGCAUGGGGCUUGAGAAGACUUCUAAACUGGAUCAAGGAAGAGUACAGAGGUCCUGAGAUUUACAUCACUGAGAACGGAGUUGCUACAGAAACAAAGAUAACUUGGGACGACACUGCCAGAGUAUUUUACCUAAAGACUUACAUUAAUGAGGCUUUAAAAGCCUAUCAUCUUGAUGGUGUUAAGGUAAAAGGAUACAUGGCAAGCUCUCUCUUGGAUUCCUUUGAGUGGCUCCGUGGAUACAGUGUUGGUUUUGGGUUACAUCAUGUGGAUUUUACAGACCCAAACCGGCCAAGAACUCCCAAGUACUCAGCCCAUUUGUACCACCAAAUCAUAAAGGACAACGGUUUUCCUCCAAAUGAUGAUGAGAAGACACUUUAUGGGCAUUUUCGUGAAGGUUUUAUAUGGAGUACUGCCACAGCAUCAUAUCAGAUAGAAGGAGGAUGGAGAGCAGAUGGGAAAGGUCUAAGUAUCUGGGACAAGUUUGCUCACACCCCUCUUCGAGUGUUCAAUGAUGACAAUGGGGACAUCGCCUGUGACAGUUACAAUAAAGUAGAAGAGGAUGUUGAAAUGUUGAAACAACUUAAAGUGACCCAUUAUCGUUUCUCCAUAUCCUGGCCGAGGGUGCUCCCUAAUGGCACCACCGAACACAUCAAUGAGGCUGGACUCAACUAUUACCACAGACUGGUGGAUGCACUACUUGCUGCAAACAUACAACCACAUAUCACGCUCUACCACUGGGACCUUCCUCAAGCUCUGCAGGAUAUUGGAGGCUGGGAGAAUGAUACUAUUAUCGAUAAAUUCAGGGAUUAUGCUGACCUCAUCUUCAGUCGACUCGGCCACAAAGUUAAAUUUUGGAUCACCAUCAAUGAGCCGUACAAUAUAGCCAAUGUAGGCCAUGGCUAUGGAGCAGCUGCGCCAGGGAUAAGUUUCCGACCAGGUACGCUACCCUAUAUUGUUGGACACAACCUGCUCAAAGCACAUGCUGAGGCCUGGCAUCUGUACAACGACCAGUACAGGGCUACACAGAAAGGAAUAAUCUCCAUCACCAUCAACUCUGACUGGUCAGAACCUAGAAAUCCCUACAAGCAGGAGGACAUUGAUGCAGCAAGGCGUGUGGUGCAGUUCUACAUUGGUUGGUUUGCCCAUCCAGUGUUUAAUGGAGACUACAGCGACAUGAUGAAAACAAUCAUUCGAGACAGAAGCUUAGCUGCCGGUUUGCCAAAAUCUCGGCUUCCUGAGUUCACUCCUGAGGAGAUUCAGAGAAUUAAGGGUACCUAUGAUUAUUUUGGCUUCAACCAUUACACCACUGUGCUCGCAUUCCCUGUGGAGUAUGGCAACCUACAGCACUACGACGCUGAUAGGGGUGCAGGAACAAUUGCUGAUCGUACCUGGUUGGACUCAGGCUCAUCCUGGCUGAAGGUCUCACCUUUUGGUUUCCGGAGGAUAUUAAACUUCAUCAAAGAAAAUUAUGGAAAUCCACCUAUAAUCAUCACAGAGAAUGGCAUUUCAGAACGUGGACCUGUUGAUCUAGAUGAUUUUCAUAGGGGCUACUACUAUCAUGAAUAUAUCAACCAGGUGCUAAAAGCAUACAGGCUAGAUAACGUGGACAUCCGUGGAUACACAGCCUGGUCCCUGAUGGAUAACCUUGAGUGGGCCACUGGCUUUUCAGAGAGAUUUGGCCUCUUCUACGUCAAUCAUUCAGACCCCAAUCUAACUCGAGUUGCCAAGACUUCUGUUUCCCGCUACGCCACCAUCAUAAGAUGCAACGGAUUUCCUGAGGGAAUCCAUGAAUGCUUGAGCCCAGAGCCUGAAGCAACAAUUGCACCUGUAAAGCCGUCCACAGACACCGUUCGCUUCCUGGGCAUGAAUCUGUCCUUUGAGGAUGCUGCGACUGGACUCAACACCUCAUUUGCUCUCCUGAUAGUUGUAACACUUGGAGCCAUUUGUUCUAUCGCUUGCUUUGUCAAGGCAAAAAAACAGGCAAAACAAAAGUCGUCAAAGAAAAGAAAGCAGUCAGUACAAUUAAAUCAACUCUAAGAGCAAAAAUGCUAGGUUGUGACUUCAACAUGCUUAUUGUCCUAAUAAGAAGUUGGGUAAAAUAUUGCAAGCUUUAAAAAUGUAAACUCCUAUUGUAAAAUCAGGAUUGAACAAAUGUAUUCAUUGUUUCAAAAACGUGUCUGAAAUGUUACUGCCAUUGUAAAUUUUUUUUACUGGUUAAAAACAUGACAAUUUUCACAUUAGCCAUGUUUUUUGUUUAAAGACUGCUGAUCUGCUGUAGUUUAAUGAACUGGAACUCCUUUGU